GGAUGCACGGAUGCGCGGCGGGAGGCGCGCACGCAGGAGGCGGAGUGCGGGCGGAAGUCGGCGUCUACGGAAAGGAGAAAGGAAAGGGAGACGCGGCUGGGUGCGGCGCAGCGCGGAGAGGCUGGGAGACCCGCGGGAAGACACCGCCUUCUCCCCCGCCCUCUCUGCUGAGGAUGGAAGUGACGAAAGCCGCCGAGGAGGUCACUUCCUGCUGGGGUGGAUGAGGAGGAGCCGGAGACGCCGCUGAGGAGACCGGACCGAAGACGGACCGUGCUGGGGAGAGCAGGAGGGUGAAAAUGAAAGCAGGCUGUAGCAUCGUGGAAAAGCCAGAAGCAGGUGGAGGAUAUCAGUUUCCUGACUGGGCCUAUAAAACAGAGUCGUCCCCAGGCUCCCGGCAGAUCCAACUGUGGCACUUCAUCCUCGAGCUGCUACAGAAGGAGGAAUUCCGCCAUGUCAUUGCCUGGCAGCAGGGAGAGUAUGGGGAGUUUGUCAUCAAGGACCCAGAUGAAGUGGCCCGCCUCUGGGGCCGGAGGAAGUGCAAACCACAGAUGAAUUAUGACAAGCUGAGCCGGGCCCUAAGAUACUAUUACAAUAAGAGGAUCCUUCAUAAAACAAAAGGCAAAAGGUUUACUUAUAAAUUUAACUUCAACAAGCUGGUGAUGCCCAACUACCCAUUCAUCAACAUUCGUUCAAGUGGUGUGGUUCCCCAGAGUGCACCACCAGUGCCAACAGCUUCCUCCCGAUUCCAUUUCCCACCUCUGGACUCCCAUUCGCCAACUAGUGAUGUGCAGCCAGGGCGAGGGUUCUCUGCUGGCUCCCUAACUACUUCUGGCCAUGAGUCUUUGAGUGAUGGCUCUGACAGGAAGGCGGAGCUUUCAGAGCUGGAGGACGGCUCAGCCACUGACUGGCGCCGGGGCGUGGAUCUCCUGUCCUCCCGGAAUGCUGUUAGUGGAGGAGGGAUUGGCCAUCAGAAACGCAAGCCUGACAUAAUGCUUCCUCUGUUCACUAGGCCAGGGAUGUACCCUGACCCCCACAGCCCCUUCGCUGUCUCUCCACUUCCUGGCCGUGGCAGUGUCCUUAAUGUCCCCAUUUCACCAGCCCUCUCUCUGACUCCCACCAUCUUCUCCUAUAGUCCAUCCCCAGGCCUAAGCCCCUUCACCAGCAGCAGCUGCUUCUCCUUCAACCCUGAGGAAAUGAAACACUACCUUCAUUCACAAGCCUGUUCUGUGUUCAACUACCACCUGAGUCCCAGGACUUUCCCCCGUUACCCAGGGCUCAUGGUUCCACCCCUGCAGUGCCAAAUGCAUCCAGAGGAGUCAACCCAGUUUUCUAUCAAGCUGCAGCCCCCACCAGUUGGGCGGAAGAACCGAGAGAGGGUUGAGACCAGUGAAGAGUCAGCGCCUGUCAGUGCUCCCACUGUGGCCCCUAUCCCCCCAAGAAUUAAGGUGGAGCCUGCUUCUGAAAAGGAUCCGGAGAGUCUUAGGCAAUCUGCACAAGAGAAGGAGGAGCACACUCAAGAAGAGGGCGCUGUGCUGAGGACGACCAUGGAAGCCGAGAAAGGCACCAUCUUUGCCCGCCCAGCUGCACCGCCUACCUGGCCCUCUGUACCCACUAGUACCCCAAAUGAAGAACCCCUAGAGGUGACUGAAGACAGUGAGGACAGGCCUGGCAAAGAGCCUAGUGCACCUGAGAAGAAAGAAGAUGCCCUGAUGCCCCCAAAGCUUCGAUUGAAGCGGCGCUGGAAUGAUGACCCAGAAGCACGAGAGCUGAGUAAGAAUGGCAAGUUCCUCUGGAAUGGGUCAGGACCCCGGGGACUGGCAGCAGCAGCUGCUGAUGCCUAGAACUGGAAGUGGAUUGGAAGCUGUUUAUACUAUAAUCAAAUACAUACAUGUAUUUAUGUAGCAAGAUUCCAGGGUGGGGGGGUGGGGAGGGAGGGAGGGAGGGAGUUAGACUGGUUUGAUCAUUCUAGGGGCAUAGACUUGUAUUUUUAUGUUUGGGGGAUGGGAUGGGGGUCUCUUUUGUUGUAAAUUA
Molecule: messenger RNA, 2031 nt
Organism: Chrysochloris asiatica (Cape golden mole)
Lineage: Eukaryota; Metazoa; Chordata; Mammalia; Afrosoricida; Chrysochloridae
Gene: ETV3
Product: ets variant 3
Exons: 5
Coding region: 297-1841 (514 amino acids)
Biological process (GO): cell differentiation; regulation of transcription by RNA polymerase II
Cellular component (GO): nucleus
Molecular function (GO): DNA-binding transcription factor activity, RNA polymerase II-specific; sequence-specific DNA binding
Source: RefSeq, a predicted model, not a curated record